UAGGGGUAGGGCAAGGAUGUUCGAACGACCAACCGGCAAGGGGACCCGAUUCAAAAAUCAUUUUGGGCGUGUCCGUUUCGAGCUUUGUCCUUUUCGUCCAGAUGUUUCGUAUGGCCCGUUGUUGACCUUUGUUACCAUCCUCGGCCAAUAGUGACGGCGCGUGUAAAUGCAAGGAGUGGUGGCAAAGAGUGUAAAUACUUUGUCUGGCCAUCUUUUGCCGGGCGAACAGUAGUGAAGUACGCGUUUCCGUUAAACGAAGCUGCAGCGAGGACAAAGGGCGACUUAGAAGCGAAACAGAGUGAGAUAAAGGCCGGUGUAACGAAGAUUGAAUUGACGAAAGUGAACGCAAUCAAAAGAGAUGUCGGCGUUAAGUAUCUUGUUUAGUUGUAUCAUCUUGUGCGUUGCCUUUCAAGGCACAUUUUCUAUACCGAAAAAAAUUGCUGUUCCAACGCAUACGACCAACAAAACCGAGCAUGCCCAUAAAACAUCCAGCCAUAGAGCUCACCAUCCAUUGCAUUUACAUCGGGGCAAAUAUCGCACUCGCAAUAUGAUGGUGCACGGCACGGUGUGCGUGUGCAAUCUUCCCAUUCAAGGGACGCCUCCUCGCGAUGAUUACAAGUACACGUCUGGAAUCGGUUCGCAUAAAUUCCACACCAGAGCAGAGUCGUGGAACAAGGCGCGAAAAAUUUGCAACGAGGAAGGCGGGCAUUUGGCAAUUAUCAAUUCCUACGCGGAGCAACGGGUAUUAAUGCAACUGUUUAAUCAAUCGAGCCCAGUAAUCGGUGGCGGCUACGUCGACGAAGCCUUUCUGGGUAUACACGAUCUUUAUACGGAGGGCGAUUGGGUCACGAUACUCGGCGACCCGCUCGCGAAAACAGGCUUCGACGUAUGGAGCGAUAAGUGGGGUGGACAGCCGGAUAACGCAGGUGGAGUGCAACAUUGUGGAGCGAUGUUAAUGGAUGGAACUAUGGACGAUAUCAAAUGUGACGUACCAUACGGCUUCUUCUGUGAAAUACCUGAGACAUUGCCUUUAAUGCAAUCAAAAGAGAUGUCGCGGUCAAGUAUUUUGGUCAAUUGUAUCAUCUUGUGCGUUGCCUUUCGAGGCACAUCUUCUGAGCUGAAGAAAAUUGCUGUUCUAAAGAUCAACAAAACCGAAAAUAUUCUGAUCGGUGAUACUUCCUGCCCUUGUGGUGGACAUCCAUUGAAAUCAUUUUGGGAGGAUUUGCCCAAUAGCAAUGUGGUUAUACACGGCACGCGGUGCGUGUGCAAUCUUGGCAGACGCGUAGAGCCUCUUCGCGAAGAUUACUCGUACAGGACUGGACUCGGUGUGCAUAAAUUGCACACCAGAGCAGAGACGUGGAACACGGCGCGAAAAAUUUGCAUCGAAGAAGGCGGGUAUUUGGCAGUAAUCAAUUCCGCCCGGGAGGCACUGAUAAUGGCAUGGCUGUUUAAUGUAUACAAGCCGUUUAAGGGUGCCUACCGUAAGGACAAAGCCUUUGUGGGUAUACACGAUAUUUUUAAGGAGGGUGAUUGGACCUCGAUACUCGGCGACCCGCUGUCGGAAACUGGCUUCUCCGGAUGGAGCAAUUUGAGGGGUGGACAGCCGAACAACGGAGGUGGAGGUAAAGUGGAAAAUUGUGGAGCGCUUGUGUGGGAUGCCACUCUAGACGAUGUAAACUGCAACACACCAUAUGCGUUCUUCUGUGAAAUACCUGAGAUAACGCCUUUGUAAUCAUUUAUUUAAUCAACCCUUGGCAAUGAUAAUUUUAAAGGGAUGAUUGAUCCUCGGUGGACGAAGAUGUUUUGAUUUUUACCUGGAACGUUGAUGAGGCUCUCGCAAAGUUGUAUUGUAAUUUGAAGAAAAUGUCAAGAAAUUUUGGAACCUCUAUGUCAGUGCAUACGAUCCUUUAAUCUUUCCGCUUGCAUCUGGUGCACGUUUGUGCAUUUUUACUUAUUACUCCGAAGGUUGUACAGAAAAAUUGAAAGAGAGUUUUUCUUCCGCGAAACCAUGCAAGAUGCGUAAUGUUUAUGAAUCGUUAUGCCUGAUUUUCUUUCCGUGGGUUCGAGCAUUGCUUCACUUCUCCUUUGAGUUUAAAAUGGUAAAGACAAUCUUCUGAAUUAAACUUUUAAAAUAGGUAAAA
This is a messenger RNA of Osmia bicornis bicornis, 2141 nucleotides long. RefSeq lists its product as uncharacterized. NCBI's taxonomy places the organism in Eukaryota, Metazoa, Arthropoda, Insecta, Hymenoptera, Megachilidae. The coding region runs from base 359 to 1732 and encodes 457 amino acids. The record is from RefSeq and is a predicted model, not a curated record. The transcript is spliced from 4 exons.